CUUCUUUCACGUCUUGAUGGGAGGGGGCUUGGAUGCGGUUGUGGGAUUGAUUGUUAUGGUGCUGUUGAGGGGGAUGUGUGGAUAGCGGAGCAGUUGGGUAGGCGGGCGUCUACACACAACACAAUGACGGUCGUCAACGCGCCAAUCGCUAGUUGGUUGUUUCCUACUUGUUUAUCCUCAGCCCUCGGUUCACAGGGAGGCCAAUGGGCUCGCGAAGCGGGAUCCCGCCUCCAAUUACCCGGUCGCGUCAUCUUCACGCCCUUCCACGUGCCGCCUAGUCAGCCUUGCGAGGGGGUUGACCAGCAGAAUCCUGACUCUGAAUGCACAUGGACGAGGUACAUGAUCUCAAAUCGCUGCUUGUAGAGUUCAAAUACUAGACUGCUAAGUUGAGGUUCUCCAUCUCAAAUAUGCACCUCAUGCGAGUUCAAACCGUAUAUAAACCAUUCACCAUUGUCCUAUAAACCACUUCAAUCCACCUCUCGUCCAAAACUUUCACAACAUACAUAUAUACAUACAUGACUCAAUUACACAUCCACACUACCUUCCUCAUAGUCUCUAACCCCCCAUAACACCCCCACAUACAAUCUCCCAACCGAACCCGCCAAGUCCUCACUCCGUCCACCACAACGCCUCCCCU
Molecule: messenger RNA, 637 nt
Organism: Dothidotthia symphoricarpi CBS 119687
Lineage: Eukaryota; Fungi; Ascomycota; Dothideomycetes; Pleosporales; Dothidotthiaceae
Exons: 1
Coding region: 124-363 (79 amino acids)
Source: RefSeq, a predicted model, not a curated record